UAUUAGCCAAAAUGUGAAAAGCGAAAAAGAACGUAAUAUUUAUUGAUAGCUGUUUCUCGAAGCAGGUGGAAUGAUUUGAUCAUAAAUAUGAAGAACCUAUCAAUGCAGCAUUCAGACUAAAUAUUAUUUCAGUGACUUUCAGCAAAAACGUUGGUGAAUAUUGCUGGAAAUUAUUAUGCCAAGGUUGGUUGAGUCUCGGACAGCAGCUUAUUCUUGACGCCAUCUAUUCUUUUCUAAAAAGGGAUAUGAAACGGAACAAUUCACUUAAAAACUUUGUCAGUAAAUUGUUGAUCUUGAUAACGAUUGCCGUGAAGUUUGAUACAUGCGUCUGCCAGGAUGAGGCGAAUGCCACAGUCGAGACGACUACCGGUGCCCCGACGACGACAAACGCCACGGAAGCUCCCAAAAUUCCGUUCUUCGUCGACGAUGCAAUGGACCCCGCGACUAUGAAACACAUUCAAUGCACCAAAAGACAGCCACAGUCACACCAUUACAAUCGGCUUCUUCCACCCAGCGUAACAAAGACCAACGGAAGUAAGGUGGAUUGCGCCAAUUUUACGGACGAGAUACAACUGGAAGAGUGUAGCGUCACGGUUAUCAAUAAAUUGGACCUUCUGCAGAUCAAGAAGAUCGACGAAGAAGUAGGCAGCAUUCGGAUGCUCAUGAUAGUGCGACAAUACUGGACAGACAAACGUCUCAGCCUCCCACCAGAGUUUGACGACGGAUGUCCAAACGUUACGAUUAUAAACAACCAGACAGCAAAGUAUGAUCCAGACGAAAUGGUCCACCAGGUGUGGCUACCCGAUACGUUCAUCCAUGGCAUACAGGAAAUCUACAAGCCUGAGAUCCUGAUGAAACCGCAGACAUUUGGAAUGAACGACAAGGGUCGUAUCAAGUUCACCAUGUUCGGAGUUUUCACGCUGUCGUGCUCUAUGACGUUCCACAAUUUCCCGAUGGAUAUUCAGUACUGUCCGGUCUAUCUAGAAAGCUGGCGACUCACCGAGGACUCCCAAACGCUAGUGUGGGCCAGAAAGCGGCCGAUCGGCGUCCAGAAAGCCUACAGUCUGGACCAGUUCACAUUCAGCGUGCGCGUUCUCGACAUCCAUCACGUCGAAUACUCGACGGGAAACUUCUCCCAGCUGGGAGUGGUGCUGAUUUUCUCACGUAAGCUGCCGUUCUACCUGCUGCAGAUCUACUUCCCUACGGUGCUGUUCGUCAUCAUUUCGUGGCUGACGUUCAUCAUUCCGCCGUCGUACGCACAGGGCCGCAUCAUUCUCACCAUCACCACGAUGCUGACGCUGGCCGCUCUGUUCUCGCUGGUCGGCGUGCACUCGCCGUCCACCUCCUACCUGAAGGCUGUCGACGUCUGGAUGUUCGUCUGUCUGGCGUUCGUGUUUGCCGCCGUCGUCGACUGUCUGGUAGACAUUCGACUGCUGUUUGUCGUCUCACAGUCGUACAAAAGGCAGAAGCUCGGCUUCCUGACGCCCGUCUCUGUGGCGCUCGUGGAGAACAGGCGUGUGUUUGCCGACUUCUUCGGCGGUGGUGACGAGGACGAGCAGGUUGGCGCCUCCACGGCGCCCUCAGAGUUCUUCGACGUGGCCAGCCGACCGGACGUGACGGCUACGGGUAGCCGUGUGCGCUCCAUCCUGCGCUCGCGCUCGUCGGAACAGCGCAGCACUGCCGGACUCGGCGUCAACUUCGCCGCCGAGCCGGCCGCGGACGUGGCGCAGGCUCCGUCCGAGCCCCAGCAGCCCGAGUCGCAGGAGGAGCGCUGGCACCACCGGGCUGACGUGUUCGAGUCGAUGUCGAUAGUACUGUACCCGGCCGCCUUCCUGCUGUUCAACGUGUGCUACUGGGCCUACUACCUGACGGCAGCGCGACCGCCCGAGGAACUGGCAGAGCUGAUGAGACGUGGUUUCACGCCGAAGCCGAUCGUACAGAGCUACUUACAUGACGGCUCACUGGAAGCCUGAGGGACGCAAGGCCGGCGCCAGGUGCUCUAAGCGGCGAGCAGUAGCCUUAUCCCGCUUAGAAUGAACAGAAGUACAAGUCGAUUGUGUUUAUCGCAUGCGAAAAACGCCGUGCUAUGCUGUCAUGCCGCUGAAGUACCCUACACAGGACAGUCAGCCAGGCAGGAAGCACAGCCAAUGCCGCCAACUUCGAGGAACGGGGAUACCAUCAGCGCACGUAGCCGGUGAUCCGUCAGUGGUCUCGACUUGUCAAGCAGGCUUCAGUGGCAUAUGAUAAGCAUACGUCGUGUGCUGGUGUCGGCCUAUAGGGCUUUGUUUAUUUUGGAAUAAUAUCCGACCACGGACCACGUGUUUGGCUAACCGUUUGCUCUUUGUUGAAAUGAUAAGGGAAGAAAUACAUUUACAUCAGAAGCGGUC
This is a messenger RNA of Amphibalanus amphitrite, 2387 nucleotides long. Its product is annotated as glycine receptor subunit alpha-2-like. The record is from RefSeq and is a predicted model, not a curated record. Bases 246 to 1973 code for a protein of 575 amino acids. Gene Ontology annotation, biological process: chloride transmembrane transport; chemical synaptic transmission; regulation of membrane potential. Gene Ontology annotation, cellular component: synapse; neuron projection; membrane. Lineage: Eukaryota; Metazoa; Arthropoda; Thecostraca; Balanomorpha; Balanidae. Gene Ontology annotation, molecular function: transmembrane signaling receptor activity; extracellular ligand-gated monoatomic ion channel activity; chloride channel activity. The transcript has a single exon.